GGGACUCUUGCUGUAGAAUUUCUUAAUAGCAUUCAAGGUUAAAGAUGACUCCUAGAGAAUUACCAAAAUACGAAGUUCUCUUCUCCUUUCGUUCUCUUCUUUCUUUUUUCUUUUUACUUGGUUGGCAGGGUCAGGGCCUUUCUCGCUGGGCGAGCGCAUCCGAUUCUAAAGUCCUUUCCUAAACCACUUCCCGUUCAGUUGCUGAAAGAUAGAGAGAAGCUUUCUAAAUGAGAUUGAGUUCCACGAAUAUGCAGGCUAGAAAGAUGUUAUUUGCUGCUAUUCUAUUUAUUUGUGCAUUAAGUUCGAAGAAGAUCUCAAUCUAUAAUGAAGAAAUGAUAGUAGCUCGUUGUUUUAUAGGCUUUAUCAUAUUCAGUCGGAAGAGUUUAGGUAAUACUUUCAAAGUGACUCUCGACGGGAGAAUCCAGGCUAUUCAGGAAGAAUCGCAGCAAUUCCCCAAUCCUAACGAAGUAGUUCCUCCGGAAUCCAAUGAACAACAACGAUUACUUAGGAUCAGCUUGCGAAUUUGUGGCACCGUAGUGGAAUCAUUACCAAUGGCACGCUGUGCGCCUAAGUGCGAAAAGACAGUGCAAGCUUUGUUAUGCCGAAACCUAAAUGUUAAGUCAGCAACACUUUCAAAUGCCACUUCUUCCCGUCGCAUCCGUCUUCAGGACGAUCUAGUCACAGGGUUUCACUUCUCAGUGAGUGAAAGAUUUUUCCCCGGGUGUACGUUGAAAGCUUCUAUAGUAGAACUCAUUCGAGAGGGCUUGGUGGUCUUAAGAAUGGUUCGGGUGGGGGGUUCUCUUAAGAAUAAAGAAGAUUAAUAGAAUCUAAUUCAUUUCAUGCUAACAGAAGAGCGGAUCCAAUACCAAGACGACUU
Molecule: messenger RNA, 877 nt
Organism: Mercurialis annua (annual mercury)
Lineage: Eukaryota; Viridiplantae; Streptophyta; Magnoliopsida; Malpighiales; Euphorbiaceae
Product: ATP synthase protein MI25-like
Exons: 1
Coding region: 228-821 (197 amino acids)
Biological process (GO): proton motive force-driven ATP synthesis
Molecular function (GO): proton transmembrane transporter activity
Source: RefSeq, a predicted model, not a curated record